AUGCCUCUAGCUCUAGGCUCUGAAGAACCUCAAGAACAAUCUAAUGGCAUCCCAGAAGCCAUCUCAACAUCCCGAAAACCUGGUCGGCCUCCUGGUGUGAACUUGGAACCAUACAAAGACCUCAUCGUGAAACUUUUUACGGAAGAGAAUACUCCUAUCGUUGAUAUCACAAGAAAGCUCAAUCUAGAAUUAGGUCUAGAUGUCUCUGAACGUAAAGUCUCUCGAACUUUGGCGACAUGGAACGUCCGCAAAAGAAUUCGUGGACCCAUAUCUCCGGCUCUCCAAGAUCGAUUAACCUACCAUUACAACUUAAAUCUUAACGAUGACCAAAUUGCCCAAGCAUUGAUUUCUGAAGGAUUCGAAAUUAAAAGGACGCAUAUGGGACGUUUAAGGCAGAAGCUUGGUAUGCGACGAAGGUCUCGAUAUUCAGAAUUUCGCGAGAAUUCAGAAGGAUCCGCAGCUGUCACCAAUCGAACUCCCAAACCAUCGUCAACAUUUGCAUCGAAACCGAAGAAUACAACUCCAAAAAUGGCACAGAAUGCUGGGUUAAUUACACAGGUUACGGCGUUUGUAGAGAAGUACAUGAGUGCAUAUGAUGGAUCUCACGAUUUCAAUCAUAUUCGACGCGUUGUCGGACUGGCACAUAGAAUAUACAAGGACCUAAACGAGGAGAGAAUGGACGAACCAGAGUUGGAUUUGCAGGUUGUCACUUUGGCGGCACUCUUGCAUGAUGUGGGUGAUAAGAAAUAUCUCUUGCCUGGCCAGGACCAAAAUACUUUGGUGCUUUCGACGCUGUUGGGUUUUGGGGCCGAAGAGAAGCUGGCUGUCAAAGUGCAGAGAAUUGUUCUUGGAGUUUCGUAUUCAAGUGAAAUUCAGGAUUUGGCAGCAGUGGAGGGCUUGAUCGAGAAAUAUCCGGAGCUGGCUGUGGUACAAGAUGCCGACAGGUUAGAUGCAAUUGGUGCCAUCGGGAUAGGGCGCACAUUCACAUUUGGCGGAGCAAAGGGUGCAAGAGAUAUGGGAGAGACUAUUCAACAUUUCGAAGACAAGCUGGAGAAAUUAGGGGGAAUGAUGAAGACAGCUCCGGGUAAACGACUGGCGGAGGAAAGGACUAAGAGACUGACAACGUUCAAAGACUGGUGGCAGGAAGAACAAGUAACAUUGAAGAUGAACAGCAUGGCGCCAGAACUACUCAAGCAUAUCCUCACCUGCCUUCCCAUGUCCUCACUUCGCUCAUGCCGCUUCGUCAAUCGCGCUUUCUCCAUGCUUGCUUUUUCGCUUCUCUUUUCAGAUAUACGCAACUGGCUGGAUUCUAGCAAAUCCCUUCAGCUUCUUGUUUCAAUCGCCCAUGAUCCUUUCAAUAGGCCUACAGUCAUCUGGUCCCCAUGGGCAACAGUUUAUGAUGUGCAUGUCGAAGUGGUAUGGCUACAGAUUGUUUGGAGAAUACUCAAGGGGGGCGACCUCAGCUAUGAAGGCGAGUUGACGGCGGAGAACUUUGCUGGGCUAAGUGGAAUGUUCGAGAUGACCGAGGGAAGACUGAGUACUGCUCAAUUUAGAUACCUGAUCUUCAAGUCUUACAUGAAAAAGCCUGUACUCAAGGUCGAAGGAAGAACACACAUUACCGAUAUCUUGACAAAUCCAAAACCUGUCGCUCCUUAG
Messenger RNA from Sclerotinia borealis F-4128, 1656 nucleotides. The record is from the annotation of a GenBank genome assembly. Lineage: Eukaryota; Fungi; Ascomycota; Leotiomycetes; Helotiales; Sclerotiniaceae.